Molecule: messenger RNA, 1062 nt
Organism: Penaeus indicus
Lineage: Eukaryota; Metazoa; Arthropoda; Malacostraca; Decapoda; Penaeidae
Product: cation channel sperm-associated protein 1-like
Exons: 2
Coding region: 1-1062 (353 amino acids)
Source: RefSeq, a predicted model, not a curated record
AUGUCUACUUAUAUCUCAGAAACUUCACCCCCCAACAUAGACCACGGCGCCACGAACAACAUGGACGGAGCAUCGGCCAACAUGGAGACACACCAACACGGAGACACACCAACAUGGAGACACACCAACAUGGAGACACACCAACACGGAGACACACCAACAUGGAGACACACCAACAUGGGGACACACCAACAUGGAAACACACCAACAUGGAGACACACCAACAUGGAGACACACCAACAUGGGGACACACCAACACGGAGACACACCAACAUGGAGACACACCAACACGGAGACACACCAACACGGAGACACACCAACACGGAGACACACCAACAUGGAGACACACCAACAUGGAAACACACCAACACGGAGACACACCAACAUGGAGACACACCAACACGGAGACACACCAACACGGAGACACACCAACAUGGAGACACACCAACAUGGAAACACACCAACACGGAGACACACCAACAUGGAGACACACCAACACGGAGACACACCAACACGGAGACACACCAACAUGGAGAAACACCAACAUGGAGACACACCAACAUGGAGAAACACCAACAUGGAGACACACCAACAUGGAGACACACCAACAUGGAGACACACCAACAUGGAGACACACCAACACGGAGACACACCAACAUGGAGACACACCAACAUGGAGACACACCACACUGGAGACACACCAACAUGGAGACACACCAACAUGGAGACACACCAACAUGGAGACACACCAACACUGAGACACACCAACAUGGAGACACACCAACACGGAGACACACCAACAUGGAGACACACCACACGGAGACACACCAACAUGGAGACACACCAACACGGAGACACACCAACAUGGAGACACACCAACACGGAGACACACCAACAUGGAGACACACCAACAUGGAGACACACCAACAUGGAGACACACCAACACGGAGACACACCAACAUGGAAACACACCAACACGGAGACACACCAACAUGGAGACACACCAACAUGGAGACACACCAACAUGGAGACACACCAACAUGGAGACACACCAACAUGUAG